Messenger RNA from Plutella xylostella (diamondback moth), 1766 nucleotides. The record is from RefSeq and is a predicted model, not a curated record. NCBI's taxonomy places the organism in Eukaryota, Metazoa, Arthropoda, Insecta, Lepidoptera, Plutellidae.
CAUCCAACCACCAGACGGCAUGGACGUGUGUUCUUUUACAUCUAUUGUUUAGAUUUGUCUUAUUGUUUCAUAGUUUUAUAGUGAUCCUUUCAGUUUGUGAAGUAACUGUGACGGCCUUUGAAUCAUGAUCGUGUGGGCCUUAUUGUUAAUCGGCAUCUCCACAUCCUCAGCGGUGCAAGUCACCUUCACAGCGGACUGGGCGGCGGGCGCGGGCUGGCGGCUGCGCUGCGCGUGGACGGUGCCGCGCGGCGACCGGCUGCAGUCCGUCAAGAUGUACCGCGGGGGGGUGCUGUUCAAAAUCUAUCGGCCUGAGAUCCACGCGAGCAGUAUCGAGGAGGAGUUCCGCCCGGCGCGCGGCGGCACCUGGAUGAGGCUCUCCUGCCGCGACCAGCCGCCCGCCGGCCAUUGCGACCUGCUGGUGACCCUGGUGUCGCCGCCGACGGCGCCAGAGCAGUACACGUGCGAGGUGUCGGGCGAGCGGCCCAAGUUCCUCAUCGUCACAAGGACACUGGAGGUGGAACCUUAUGUACCAUCCAACGACGCCGCAAUACAAGUUCGGCGCUCGGCGGGCGAGUCAGCCCGAGUCAUGCUCAACUGUACCGCGUCCGGGCACCCCGCGCCCAACCUCACCUGGACUGUCGCCCAGACGAAGGUCCAAGCCGACUUCACGGGCCAAGCCUGGAACGCCACCACCAAGCUCAUGCACUCCUGGUCCACCCUGGCCCUGACAGCCAAGCCCGAGCCUCUCCCCGUGGCCUGCACCCCGGAGCAGCGGCGGCAGAGUGAGCUGGUGCUCGGGCCCCCGGCUGAGUAUACCCUGGAGGUCGCUGCUGAUGCCGGGGAUAGGGUUGUCGAUGAAUUCAGAAUAGCGGUGGCGCUACUAGCACUGCUGUACGUGGCGCGGUGACCGGGGGGUUUACUGCGAACAUUUUACAAGACUUACUUAAAAGAAAGAGAAAAAUACGUUUUAGUUUUAUAUUUGACUAUCGUUGUGAUUAUGACUAUGAUGUAAAGUGUUUUUAUACAUUUAAGUAAAGAUACAUUUCUGUUUUGGCUUCUCUUAAAGAGUAACUUUGGUUUUCGUUAUUCAAUUUGAAUUAAACAUUGUUUGUUGGAGUUUUCCCGUUGAUGUUUAACUACUUUUUAAGAUUUUUUUUCAGUUACUAAAUAUUUUUCUUUUUUAAAACUCGAUGAUGACUUUUAUAACCAUUAACAUCAACAGGAAAAAUAUUUUUAAAUUUGGCCAAAACUAUCGAUAUAGAUCUACAAAUUACACAUUUACAAAUAAAAUUAGUAAAUAAUGUCACCAUAACUAUUACAUAAUAGUUAUAAGUACACGAAGUAAAUUAAGAUCAAUUGGAAAAGUUUUCUUUAUAAUUGGCUAAAAUUAUUGACACUGUUUUAUAAAUUAAGUAUAAGUACAUUUAAGAUAUUAAUAAAGUAAUUUCAUUGCUGUGUUAACAUUAAAUAUACACGGAGUAAAUUAAUAUACAAUAAGAUAUUUUAACAUUAAAUAUUAUUGUAAAUAGUAUAACUGAUGGACGUCACAUAUAAUGCAGAAAUGUUUUAAACAAUUUGUACAUUUAAAUGUUUUUAUAAAUAAACCAUAUUUGUUAAAAAAACUGACCAAGAUUAUAAAUGGAAAUAUAUACGCAAUGGGGGAUGAUACAUAAACUAUACGAACACACUAGGGCUAGGGUAUCACUAUCUAUACAUAAAAAAGGCACUACAUUAUUAAAUUUUAAAUGUAAUGUUCAGUGAAACAC